This is a messenger RNA of Fusarium sp. VM40, 765 nucleotides long. The record is from the annotation of a GenBank genome assembly. Lineage: Eukaryota; Fungi; Ascomycota; Sordariomycetes; Hypocreales; Nectriaceae.
AUGGCACCCUCAGGCUUAGCAAUCAUUAUUGGAGCCGGCCCUACCAGUGGCCGGGGCAUCGCCCGCGUGCUGGCCCGCGCUGAUGGUGGUAACCUCGCAGUGGCUCUCCUCGCCCGUAACGCCGAUAACCUCGAGAGUCUCCGUGAUUCUCUCCGCCAAGAAACAAACGGUGUUCUUCAUUCUUUCCCUACAGACACCCAGCCCGAUAACCUCCGCAAGACCUUCCAGGAUAUCGCCAAACACCCUGAUUUCAAGGACCUCAAGCUCAAGCUGUCAAUCUACCACGUCAAGCAAGCCAGCAAAAAGCCAUUCCUCGAGGAAACGCCCGAGGCCUUCAACGAAAGCAUGCAGGCCUACACUACAGGCGCUGUUGUCUUUGCUCAAGAGGCGCUGAAGCUCAUCUACGAGCAGAAUGGCGGCCAGACCCUUUUGGCUGAUACGAACGGGGCAAAGAAGGGCACCAUCAUCUUCACGGGUACUCUGGGUGCUAUGAGAACAAACGAGGGCUAUGCUUCCUACGGAGCCAGCCGUGCAUCGGCUAGAAUGGUGGCCCAGGCGAUUGCAAAGGAACACAGCAAGUACGGCGUUCAGUGCGUGCAUGCUAUCGCAAAUGGAAGAAUCACCGAUGAGGACACGGAAGAGACAAGAACUGGAAAGCAUAUGAGGGCAGAGGAUGUGGGACAGACAUAUUUAUGGUUGUCGCAGCAGCCCAGUUCGCUUUGGAUUCAUGAGCUGGACUUGCGGCCGGCACAAGAGUCGUUCUAG